GUACUUGAAAACCACGAAAAAUUAGAUUACCGAGGUUAAAAAAUUUGAAUCUCUCACUCCUCGCGUUCCGUUGGUACGUCGUAGUAGCAGAGACAUGAGGCGAGACGGAGGACAUGAAUCACCUCUCUUACCUUCGGCGCUCUCCUCUUCCUCUCCUCCUCUGUCUCAAAAGCUCCCAUGUUUCUCUCCGUUCCAUCUCGUUCAAUCCUCCAAACCGGUCCGAUGCCAAUCCACUCCCAAUAGCCCGCACGGAAACCCCGUUCCUGACCGUCGCCGCCGAACCCUUCUUCUCCAACAUCAUUCCACCCGACGUCUAUCGCUGCAAUCGAAUGCUCUCCGCCCUCGGCCGAAGGCGAGGCCUCGACGAAGCCCGCGCUCUCUUCGACCGGAUGCCUCAAAGGGAUGUCGUCACCUACGCUUCCAUGAUCACUCUCUACCUGCAAUCCGGCAAUCUCCCGCAAGCCGAGGCGCUCUUCUGGCAAGCACCCGCGAGGAAUGUCGUGUUGGGAUCGGCGAUGAUCGAUGGGUAUGUGAAAGCUGGACGGAUAGAUGAAGCCCGGAAAAUUUUCGACGCAAUGCCGGACAGAAACGUGGUCUCUUGGACCAGUUUGGUGUCCGGGUACUGCCGGGUUGGACGAACUGACGAGGCGCGGCGGCUCUUUGAUCAGAUGCCGGAAAGAAAUGUCGUGUCUUGGACAACAAUGGUUUUUGGCUACGCCAGGAACGGGAUGCUGAUAGAGGCCCGAGAGCUUUUCGAUCGAAUGCCGGAAAGAAAUGUUGUGUCUUGGACUGCUAUGAUCAGAGGUUGUGUGGAAAACGGUCGAAUUAGAGAGGCGAGGGAGUUGUUUGACAGAAUGCCGCAUCGGAACGUGUACUCUUGGAAUGUAAUGAUUUCAGGUUAUCUGGAUACUAAGCAAGCUAGCGAAGCGAUGGAUUUGUUCCAGUUAAUGCCUCAAAGAAAUGCAAUCUCUUGGACUGUCAUGGUGACCGGCCUGGCUCGAAAUGGGCUGAUGGAGAAAGCACGAGAGUUCUUUGAUAUGAUGCCAAAAAAGGACACUGCUGCAUGGAAUGCAAUCAUCACUGCAUACGCAGAAGAAGGCCGCAUGAGUGACGUGCAGGAGCUCUUCGAUUUAAUGCCUGAUAGGAAUGUUGUCAGCUGGAAUGUCGUGAUUCAUGGGUAUGCAAAGAAUGGAUAUCGAGAGGAGGCUUUGAGGCUUUUCCUCAUCAUGCUUCGCUCACCAGUGAAGCAAAAUGAGACCACCUUAACUAGUGUUUUGGGUAUGUGCCAGAGCAAUGUUGAAGUAAAGCAAAUUCAUGGACAAGCCAUCAAGAUUGGUUAUGAAAGAGAUACUUCACUCAUGAAUGCUUUAGUGACUAUGUACUCUAGAAGUGGUGACCUGGGUUCAGCUUGGCUUGCUUUCAAGACACUCGAUGCCAAGGAUGUUGUGUCAUGGACAUCAAUGAUACUAGCUUGCUCGCACCAUGGGCAUGGUGAUUGUGCAUUGGAGGUCUUUGCGCAGAUGUUGAGACGUGGAGCCAAGCCUGAUGGAAUUACUUUUGUGGGAGUAUUAUCAGCUUGCAGCCAUGUUGGUCUUGUUGACAAGGGUAAAAGAAUCUUCAACUCAAUGAGCCGAGCAUAUGGAUUGGAACCGAAGGCGGAGCACUAUUCAUGCCUGGUGGUGCUGGGUCGAGCAGGCCUCGUUGAAGAAGCUAAGGAGGUGGUCAGCGAGAUGCCACAAGGUGAGCUCGAUGAGGCUGUUUUAGGGGCUUUGCUUGGGGCAUGCAGGGUGCAUGAGAAGAUCGAGGUAGCAAGCCAUGUUGGUGAGGAGCUCAUUGAACUAGACCCUUCUGGGUCAGGGGGAUACGUGCUUUUGGCUAAUGUGUUUGCAUCACAUGGGAAGUGGAAUGAUGUGGCACGUGUGAGGAAGGUGAUGAGGGAGAAGAAGGUGAAGAAAGUGCCUGGUUUUAGCCAGAUAGAAGUGAAGAUGAGGAAUCAUGUGUUCUACGUCGGUGAUCGUUCGCAUCCCCAAGCUAAGGAAAUAUAUGGGAUGCUCAAGGAGGUGCUUCUCCCACAAAUGAAGGAGAUGGAGUACUUGCAUAUGAUCCAAUCCCUACCUAAUUGACACUCUUUUCUACUCAUCUUUAAGGAUUUCCUUUGUAGGUAUCUGUUGGGCAGCCUUCUCUGAUGCAACUGGAACAAGCAAUCAAAAUUAUGGAGCAAUAGUCUAUCAUAUUUUGAAAAUGUUAAUGAGCUCUAGAAGGAAGCAACUUUGGUUGGGAGAAGCUUGUCAUUAUACCUAGAAGACUGGUUUCCUUGGGGACCAAAGACAUUGAAGCUUUUAUGAUUUGGAAGAAUGUGAUCGACGGACCACUUUAACUACUUGAUGUUUCCAACAAUCUGAAGGCCAAAUUGCAGCACUACCAGGAAAAAGUUGGCAUCUGAUAUUCCACGGAGCAUUGAGCAACCCAUGAUGUCGUCAUGACUUACGAAUCAUUCAGGAAGUUGAUUUCAUCCACAAUAUUAAUGGGCUGAGCAAGUCAUCACUGGAGUUGGAGCCCAGAAUAGUGAACUGAAAGUCACAAUGAUCCUACUCUGCUGGUUGUGUAUUCCUUUAUUUGUAGUGACUGAAAAUCGAAGUUUAAAGUCAUUUACCUUACAGUGCUUCCUCUGCUUGAAGCAUGGAAAUAUAUAUAGUUACAAAGUUUGCUUAUGGAUUAGUUUGCGAUCAUUUGUAGAAGAAGCACCUUGAAACGUUUUGUAUUUUUGGCAGCAUUCAUAAACUACAGUUUUGUUAAAAGUUCUGUGCUGCCGAUUUCUGACUGUCAGAUGUGAUCAAGCCAAAGUACCAGAGUAGUGGUCUCUAUACAAGCAGAGGCAUCAAUGAACUAGCAACAAAACAUAAGUAUCUUAGUUUAAAACAAGAUCUCUGUUGGUUUAAAGAUUCAGGGAUCAUUUGCAUAUGAGAAAUUCUCAUGGCUUAAUUGUUGCAUGCGAAAUAUCUGUUGUUUAGCAUCUGUUAUGAUUUCGUUGUAUAUUUGAUGUUUGACAAUGGCCUGAUUUCACCUUGUUUAUGGGGAAGUUUUGAUUAUGAAAUUUUAGUUGUCAUGGUUUUCAA
Molecule: messenger RNA, 3116 nt
Organism: Elaeis guineensis (African oil palm)
Lineage: Eukaryota; Viridiplantae; Streptophyta; Magnoliopsida; Arecales; Arecaceae
Source: RefSeq, a predicted model, not a curated record